UGUCACUGCCAGGCAGGAGAGGCCAGGGGCACCCAGGCUGGCACGGGACACGCUGGACAGCCCCCAGUGAUGCCCCUUCCCUGGCCAUGGAGCUGAGAGCCCUGUUCCUGCUGCCACUCUGCUUCCCAGGUCUCCAAGGCCAAGCCCCAGAAGCCUACAGACGACGGGAAGGGGGGACACUGUACAUCCAGUGUCCUUAUGCAGUGGGGACUGGUGACUCUGAGACAAAAUACUGGUACCUCACCCUGGGAAGUGGAAGAUUUAAAGAAGUCCUGCGCACAUACUUAUAUGAAGACACCCGACAAUCCCAGGAUGGGAGAUUUCAAAUAAAGGAUAACAAAGCUAGUAAGACUGUUUCUGUCACCAUGAGUGGUCUCAAGGCAGAGGACUCAGGCACAUAUUUCUGUGCUGUUUAUAAUUCUUACAGCUACACAUAUCCAGGGCUAAAGGCGAUCUCACUGAUUGUUUUCAGGGAGCUGCUCCAGUGGGAGCUGGACACCCUGACAGUGCAGUGCCCAGAGGGGAGUAAUGCCUGGUGCGCAGAUGGGCUCAAAUGCACAGCCUCUAGGAUGGGAAAAACACCUUCAGCACGCAGUGAAAUGAAAUCCCUGCAGGACAGAGUAUCAGUGCAGUAUAAUGCUCGAAGGGCUCUCGUCACCAUGAAGAACCUGCAGAUCCAGGACUCUGGUGUGUACUGGUGUGCACUGGACUCUGAGCGCACCCGGAAAAUGGAGUUUGUGCUCUCUGUGUUCAAGAGAACCCAGAAGCUCACAGCCGAGGAGUCAGCCAACAUCACUGUCGAGUGUCACUACAAGAUCGCCGACUACCGCACUGUCAGCAAAGCCUGGUGCAAAAAGGAAGAGGGAAAAACAUGCAAAGUGCUGGUCACCACCAAGCCAGAGUCCCCAGCAGCAAACAGCACAGCUUUGGAGCGUGUCAGGAUCCAGGAUGACACCCAGCAGGGCAUUGUGACCAUCACCAUGGAGCAGCUGCAGCUGCAGGACUCGGGCGUGUACUGGUGUGCGCUGCAGCACAGCUCCGGGCUGCUCCGCAUGGAGGAGAUCACACUCAACAUUUCCAAGGCGUUGCGUCGAGGACGUGUUUCAUACUCUGAAAACCAAAGUCAAGAAACUCUUCUGGGUGACAGUGAGAACACCUUCCUCAUCCUGUCCGUGGUGCUACUCAUCCUGCUGCUCCUGGCCCUGCUCAGCUGCACAGCCCUGGCUGUCAGGUACUACAGGCUGCUCCUGAGAACAGGUAACAGAGAAGCAGAGGACACCAGUGACCGAGCAGAGGGCACAGCACAGCCUGGCAGCACUGGGAGGAGGGAAAGUUCUCAGGAUGGCAGCAAAGGUCCAGCAUACAUCAACCUGGAUGUGCAAUCCCACCCCAGCCCUGAGGAUCCUCUUUACUGCAAUGUGGAACCGAGCCAGGCUCCCAGGAACCCCCAGCACGUGGAAUAUGCCAUCAUUGCCUUCAACCAGGCCCCAAGGACCAGCAAGGAAUGAAGCACAGAACACCAAACAAGCCAGAAAUGGGAGGAAGGAACUGGAAUACACAGUGGGAGUGAGGACAGGAGGUGUGUGGACGGACAAGCUGAGUUUUGCUGCUGUAUGUGUGGUGUUUGCUGAGCAUUUUCAGCCCUCCCUCUUGCUUUAGAAAGCAGAGGUUUUGCCGCUCUUGUGGCAGACAGAGCUGUGGAGGCAUUCCCAGGAUCUCUUGUACAUCUGCUUUUCCAAUCCCAUUAAAGUGCAGAACCUUGGAGAGGCAGGUGUGCAGAGGAGCGGUGUGGACAUGGCUGGGUGGGAUAUCCACCCCAAAUCCUGCCCCAGUCCCAAGAAUUCAGCUCCUGUGGCCAAGCAAACUCAUUCCAGUGCUGCAGGGAUCAAACCUCGCUGUGGCUGGGUUCAUUUCCAAGGAAUGGGCUGGGGACGUGAGUGCUGGAUUCCAAGAAAAAGCAGAACCAGCUCCUGCACUUCCCUGUCUCUGCUGGAAACGCUCCAAAUGACACAUUUCGUUUAACAGUCAUGUGGGCAGCAACGUGAAAUGAGUUUUUGGGGCUCAGUUUUUGGAUUGCAGAGAUCCAUUUUAGGUCUUCUUCUAGUCAAGCUGAAAGAACUUCAUCGUUUUUAGUUUACAAUUCACUUACAAUUGUUGAAAUUAUUGUAUAAAAGGCUCAGCCAGCACAAAGUCCCCACAAGAGCCUAUUUUUAAAUUUACUUCUGUUUUAUCAUUGCUGAUGAUCUCACAAAAGUGUUUGCCUGUGACUUUUUCUUCACUAGAAAUAGAUUUCCACAAAUACCACUCCUGAUUUCCCUGCCCAAGCCCUGCUGGAGGUGACAGACCAAAGGGGCCUGACCCAGCCCUCACUCACAUCCAACAGGCUCCUUUUGCCAGGGCUGCACCAGGGAGGCUGAUGGAAAUUUUUUGAGAUUUUUCAGAGUUGACCUGGCAGAAAAAAAAAAAAAAAAAAAAGAAAAUGGUUUUGGAAAUGGUCCGUUCAAGCCCAACAUUCCCCCAAAAAUUUGCUCUUCAUGGGUCAAGCUGUGGAAGAGAUCCUCCCUUUCAUCUUUCCAGAAAUUCCCCCCAUGCGCAACUCCUGUAAAUAAUUUAUUUGUAAUUUAUGAUUUAUCUCCAUCGUGCUUGGAGUGCCAGGACGAGG
Molecule: messenger RNA, 2662 nt
Organism: Melospiza melodia melodia
Lineage: Eukaryota; Metazoa; Chordata; Aves; Passeriformes; Passerellidae
Product: polymeric immunoglobulin receptor-like
Exons: 8
Coding region: 87-1508 (473 amino acids)
Cellular component (GO): cell surface
Molecular function (GO): signaling receptor activity
Source: RefSeq, a predicted model, not a curated record